CGAAGUGAAGAUAUGCUAAAUAUACGCCAUGGUAUAUACACAAGUGACGAAAUCAAUUAUGUGUCAAACUUGUACAAUACACAUCUUUCGGAAUAGUACACUUAGACUAAAUGCCGGAAGAGGAGGACAGCGAUAAUUCCUCGGACAAUUGCUCCUCUGAGGACAGACUUGUGUACACUGCGGCGGGGUUGAUUGUCUGUGGGAUCAUCUGUAUGGUGGUGGGAUAUGUGAUCCCCAGGGACUACACUUUUAAUCCAUAUGCACGGGCCCGAGACAUGGAGUCAAUAGAGAUUUAUUACGCCGAUCUCUCUCAAAAACUCGAUCUGACCAUUGUCAUAGGAAUGGCAUUUAUUGCUAUUGGGGGGAUAAUGUUGUCCUCGUUCAUCACUUAUAUAAGCUGUUGCGAGUCUAAAUCAGAAUCCUCUCUACAUACAGAGAGGAGGGCCAUUAGUCUGUCUGGGGGCAGAAACUACGGGACAAGCGGGGUCUCCGGCGCUGAACCUCGCCCAGUACGUAAUGAUAUAGCCUUGUGCGAGAGGUGAGGACUUUGUUCACACAGAGAAGAGGCAGACGAAGAGUCACGGGCGCUCUCAUCACAAGAAAAAAAUUUAUCGGAGUAUUUCAUGUGAAGCAGCAUUUUCUUGAUUAACAUGGUUUAAUGACUUAACUCCAACAAAAGAUCAAACUAUUUCAGAUUAGGAUUAAGUUUCGUUGAUAUCUGAAUUGAUAGUCUUUAUCUAUUUAUGGGCUACUCAUUAUAAAUUCAUUAUAAAAAAUUGUAUUGUUGGAAAAUAACUAAGUAGAAAACAAAAAUGUGCUUCAUUGUUGCAUGUAAAGAUUCAGUUUAUAUGUUGAAAAAGAUGCAUAGAGUGAUAAUUACGAAUGACUUAGUAAAAGAUAAUUUCCAGACACAUUAAGGUGUUAUCCAUCAAGUCGUCUGGAAUGAUGUUUGGAAAUGCUUCUUUAUUAUGUAAUUCAUAACACGGUAGCACAACUAAUUUCAACAUUGAAAUCUUUAUAGCAUCUUCUUUUCUCCUCUUUCCUAUUAUUUUUAUUUUUUUAUUAGCAGCUUUAAAGGUUGCACUGCAUUACUUAAAACUCUUCAAGGAUAUGUCUAGGAAACAAAAUACUAGACCAUCAUAUCAGAAAAAUCAUGUACUGGAAUUCUUAAAUAAAAGAAUAAAGGGUCAUUUUAAACAGAAUUCUGUUGUCAUAUCAAUAUCCACAAAAGCAAAAUCAAUCCUUAUUCUUGCAUUUCACAGUUAAAGUUAAAAUUUUAAUCAAAAGAUUCCAAUUUUUUCUGGACCUGUACUAAGUUUGUAUCUUCCUGAACAUCUGCUAGAAAACCAUUGAAAAUGUAUGACUAAUGGAGAAUUGAAGAAUAGAUAUGUAAUUUUCAACACAGUCAAUUUA
This is a messenger RNA of Saccostrea echinata, 1413 nucleotides long. RefSeq names its product transmembrane protein 74B-like. The transcript is spliced from 2 exons. The coding region runs from base 111 to 542 and encodes 143 amino acids. Lineage: Eukaryota; Metazoa; Mollusca; Bivalvia; Ostreida; Ostreidae. The record is from RefSeq and is a predicted model, not a curated record.